Aspergillus ruber CBS 135680 is the source of this 874-nucleotide messenger RNA. RefSeq lists its product as uncharacterized. The transcript has 2 exons. NCBI's taxonomy places the organism in Eukaryota, Fungi, Ascomycota, Eurotiomycetes, Eurotiales, Aspergillaceae. The coding region runs from base 190 to 807 and encodes 205 amino acids. The record is from RefSeq and is a predicted model, not a curated record.
CACCAGCACGACACCCAUUGCCAGCCAAGCAACCAGAAGUCGGCAUAAGCAACCAGCCAAGAGACCACAUGGUCAAAUUAUCCAAGAGACAGUGUGGUCAACCAACAAAGAGGUAGAAUAGAAAAUUAUCCAGGAGACAGGAUAUUCAAUUAUCCAAGAGACAGUGUGGUCAACCAACAAAGAAGCAGCAUGACCAACCAGCCAGGACACACCAGUUCCACCAUGCAGUCCCAGGCCAGAAUUCCCAUGCAUGCCAUCCACCAGUUUGAACAGCAAGACCGCCAGCGCCAAGGAGUCCGGCAGAGCUUUGACCAGUCCCAACAGGCCAUAUCCCGACAGCUCGAGUUUUUACAGGCCCAAGUCCAUAUAUGGCAGGACCAGUGCUGGUACUGCACACAGAGAGGAUUGGCUGCAGAGCAUGAUUUGUACCAGUGUCCCCAUGGCAAUCAGACAGCUGCCAAACCAUGGUUUUUACAUGUACGGCGGCAUAUCAAGUAUGCACCAUUUUCCGGAUGUUUCCAGUGUGGGUUACCACAGAUGAUAUGUCAGCAGUGGAAGGAAAAGAGUCAAUGCACAUACCGCGGUGUCAUGAUAUCCAUGAUUGCAAUGAUGGUCCAUGGGCAUGGGACAGCAGAUGUCCGGCAAGCAUGGCAGCAGCGAUUACAGGGAUUUGGGGUGGAUGUCAACAACCAGGCAGCAGUCACCCAGUUUUUUGGGCAGCGGCAUGGGAAUGAGGAGAUGAAUGAACUGGUACAGGAGUUUAUAUGGUUACGACAGAGGUGGAUGGAGGCUGGUGAAGUUGAAUAGGGACUGGCAGUGACCAAAGACCAGAAGGACAGAGAAAGAGUCAGUACAAGAAGAACAAAGACAAUUG